This is a messenger RNA of Hylaeus volcanicus, 2697 nucleotides long. Its product is annotated as 8-amino-7-oxononanoate synthase-like. The coding region runs from base 130 to 1719 and encodes 529 amino acids. Gene Ontology annotation, molecular function: serine C-palmitoyltransferase activity; pyridoxal phosphate binding. Lineage: Eukaryota; Metazoa; Arthropoda; Insecta; Hymenoptera; Colletidae. The record is from RefSeq and is a predicted model, not a curated record. The transcript is spliced from 7 exons. Gene Ontology annotation, biological process: ceramide biosynthetic process; sphingosine biosynthetic process. Gene Ontology annotation, cellular component: serine palmitoyltransferase complex.
CAAAUUUUCAUUUUGUAAAUUUGACGAUUUACCAAUACACUGUUUCUUUUAAAAAGACUUUCUGUAAUCUUUGUUUUUUUUUAAUACUCACAUUUAACAGAAAGUCAUUACAGAGGGAGACAGACGGCUAUGUUUUUUACCCAUUUCUUAUCUCAAAUCGAAUCACCUCGAUGUAUUAUAGUAUUAGUUGCUGUUAUAGGUGUUUUACUAGCGUAUUUGACUGAUGAUGGUGUUUUUUAUCCUGCAACGUUUUCAAAAAAUACUAAAGAGAAGGAAUCUGACCAAUCUUGUGCUUCAACAAGUUGUACAAAUUCUUUACAAAUAACUUUGUUCAAUUAUUUUAAUCCUUUUCAACGAUGGUAUUCACUUGUUCAAAAUUCAGGUUUCAAUGCUUUUUUUUUUGUUAAAUCUUUAUUUUUUAAUAUUAAACAAUGUCGUACUAAAAGACAUUUAGCAUAUUUACAACAGAAAAAAUAUCUGAAGUUACCCAUACGACCUAAUGAAACUGAGGUCGAUUCUUAUUUGGAUUGUAAAAAUUUUAUGAAAGAAAGUUGGCCUUUUAUGUGGGAGGUGUCGAAUGUUAAAAGUGAAAAGAUAACGUGCGGAUCGCAUUCUUGUAUACCCAUGUCGUCUUAUAGCUAUUUGAAUCUGUUAUGUGAUUCGCGAGUACAAGAAGCUGCUAUUGCAGCAGCUCGACAAUGGUCUUCGGGGAAUUAUGGUCCAAGGAUGCUAGGAGGCAAUACAAGUAUUUUGAAAGAACUCGAGGCUACCGUUGCUUCUUUUUUUAAGCGGGACGCAUCUCUAGUUUGCGCUACAGGGUAUUUGGCGUGUAUGAGUUCUACAGCCGUUGUAUGUAAUGCAGAAUCGAUUACCUUUGCAGAUUCUCGUAUUCACGCAAGUUUAAGAGCUGGUUUGAAACUUGGAGGUGGUUGUGUUAUUUUUUUCAAGCAUAAUGACUUUGAGGACUGUGAAAAAAUGAUUAAGAAAAAUAGGCACAAAUUCCCAACAGCUUGGUUGAUUAUUGAAUCUGUCUAUUCAAUGGAUGGUGAUAUUGCAGAUCUUCCAAAAGCCUCUCAACUUUGUAAACAAUACAAUAUAAAUUUAAUGGUUGAUGAAGCACAUGGUUUGGGCGUUUUGGGAGAAACAGGACAUGGUAUAGAAGAAUAUUACAAUUUACCAAAGGCUGCCACUCUACUAGUUGGAACUUUUAGUAAAUCUGUGGCAUCCAUUGGAGGAUAUGUAGCGGGUGAUAAACGUUUUAUAGCUUAUUUAACAGAUCAUGCAGUUGGUAGUGUUUUUUCCGCUCCAUUACCAGGUUAUUGUGCAGGAGCUGCUUUGAAAAGUUUUGAAAUCAUGUCAACUGAUAUUUCUAUUAUUAAAAGAGUUCGACAGAAUUCUUUGAAAUUACGCCAAAAGUUGACAUCUUCAUCCCAUUGGCCUCAAAAUUAUCCAGAACACCAUAAAUUUCUUGUUACUGGAGAUAAAACAACGAGCGUGAUUCCGAUAAUUUUUCCUAACGAUCUUAGUCGCGUUAUUAAUAUUGCAGGAAAAAUGAAGGAAAAAGGUUUUAUGUGCUCUGCUGUCGGAUAUCCCGCAUGUCCUCUUAGUGCUCCUCGAUUUCGGAUAACCGCAACAAGUUGUUAUACAGACGAGCUGAUAGAUCAAUUUACCAAGACAUUUAUUGAAACAUGUGUUGAAAUUCCACCUACAACUGCAUAAAGGUUUAUCAACUCAAAAUUCCCGUGUUUUUUUUAUGAAAGCCAAUAAAAAAAAGAAUGCCUUAUAACUGUAAUUUUUUAUUUUUUGUUAGAUAGGUUCUUGUGAAGUAAGCGUAAUAUGAGUUUAAGCCAGCUGUUUAAUAUAACGAAAAGUAUGAAAAGUAAAAUUUUCAAAAUAAUUUGUAUAGACUAUAAUUCAAUAAUAAAUUGUGUAUCUUAUUUUUUUUUAUAUAAUGUUUGAUAACUCCCGACUCUUUUAUAUUAACUUUGGAAAUUGAUAAGUAGUAUUUGAAUUAUUAUAUAGUUCAACAAACAUUUUUUAUUGUCACACCCGUUUCUAUCAUACAAUAGAACGUUUGCUGGUAUGCUUUUCGUUUUUUAUCGCGCGUUAACGUACCUUAUCAUGGUAGAAAAAGAAAUAUUCAAAUGAAAAAACUUAAGGUUUACAAGCAAUUUUUGUAGGUAUAUCAAGAAGAAAAGAAAUUAACUUUUGGAGACCUUGCCUAUGGAUUUUUACAAAAAGAUAGUAAAAGAAAAAAAAAGAAAUAUGCAUCAAGAAAAAAAAUCAAGAAAACAGAACGUGUUUAAUAUUGGAUUAAUAAAAAACAAUUUAUAUAAAUUGUUUUGUAAAGCAUGGCUAACAUUUUUAUUUUUUUAUUUCGUGUUAAUAAAGAAACUUACAGCAUGUAAAAUAAGCGACUUUUUGCUUACGGGUGUACACUGAGACUAAAACUGUCGAGUUUUAAAAUAACGAAAGGAAACAUAUGAAUCUGUGAUAGAACAUUAUAGGAAUGUUUUUGAAUCUCCAAUGUAUUGAUAAUUGGAGGGAAGAGCUACAUUGAAACAUUUUUCACUUGAAAACAUUUCAUACCACAAGUCGAUGCUUCAUAUUAUGUCUAAUGAAGCUGAUUAUACUUUUGAUUCCGGAAACACUGUUUCAAUACAUCCCUCAUCAUUGUAUGCACGAAGAAACCAAAAA